Messenger RNA from Benincasa hispida (wax gourd), 2323 nucleotides. RefSeq names its product acid beta-fructofuranosidase 1, vacuolar-like. The record is from RefSeq and is a predicted model, not a curated record. Gene Ontology annotation, molecular function: beta-fructofuranosidase activity. Gene Ontology annotation, biological process: carbohydrate metabolic process. Lineage: Eukaryota; Viridiplantae; Streptophyta; Magnoliopsida; Cucurbitales; Cucurbitaceae.
CGUGAUCCACAAACCUACUGUCCCCCCCACCCCUCUUCUUCUUCUCUCUUCUCCGUCUUUCUGUUCCUCUUCUUCUUCCCUCCACUUAUAAAUUCACAGCUCUUAUUCUCACCACAAAUACAACACUUCUCAAAUCCCCCACCAUGGAUCCAACUUCAGAUCUCAUCCCUCCGCCCUACACGGCCUUGCCGGACCGCCAUCCCUCGCCGUCACCUACCCGAAAAUCCCUCAACCUCUCUACUGCUACUACCAUUGUUAUCUCUCUUCUUCUUCUCGUCUCUUUACUUGCUUUGAUUUCUUACCACGAUCCAUCUCCUGAUGCUAAUAAAUUGCCGGACAAUACGCAGUCGCCGCCGCCGUUUCGGCUGGCUAGAGGAGUCGCUGAGGGCGUCUCCGCCAAAUCGAAUCCUUAUUUUUCUGAUUCCGUCGAUUCUUCUUUCAAUUGGACUAACGCUAUGUUCUCUUGGCAACGAACUGCUUUCCAUUUCCAACCUGAAGGCAAUUGGAUGAACGAUCCCAAUGGCCCACUGUAUCACAAGGGUUGGUAUCAUCUAUUUUACCAAUACAACCCUGAAUCAGCCGUGUGGGGCAACAUAAGUUGGGGCCACGCCGUUUCAGGAGAUCUCAUCCAUUGGUUAUAUCUCCCUUACGCCAUGGUCCCUGAUCAACCGUACGAUGUCAACGGCGUCUGGACCGGGUCCGCCACAAUUCUUCCUGACGGUCGGAUCAUAAUGCUCUACACAGGCGAUACCAUUGAUGGGGUGCAGGUCCAAAAUCUAGCAUACCCUGCCAACCUAUCCGAUCCCCUCCUCUUGGAUUGGGUCAAGUACUCGGGCAACCCGGUCUUGGUUCCCCCGCCCGGCAUUGGCCCGAAAGACUUUCGAGACCCGACAACCGCGUGGCUCGGCCCCGACGGUAAGUGGCGGAUCACCAUCGGGUCACGGGUUGGGACGACGUUGGGCGUUUCGUUGGUUUAUACUACUGAGGAUUUUAUAAAGUACGAGCUUGUGGACCGGUUCUUGCACGCGGUCCCGGGUACAGGUAUGUGGGAAUGUGUCGAUUUUUAUCCGGUAUCGGUCCAUGGGUCGAAGGGUUUGGACACGUCGGCCAAUGGAGGUGGAGUUAAGCACGUGCUUAAGGCGAGCUUGGACGAUACUAAAAUGGAUCAUUAUGCAAUUGGGACUUAUUUUGGUAAUAAUGAUACUUGGGUUCCUGAUAACCCAGAAGAGGAUGUGGGGAUUGGAUUGAAAUUGGAUUAUGGAAGGUAUUAUGCUUCUAAGACAUUUUAUGACCAAAAUAAAGAGAGGAGAAUCUUGUGGGGUUGGAUUAAUGAAACUGACACCGAAGAUAAUGACUUGGCAAAAGGCUGGGCCUCUGUUCAGACGCUUCCGAGGACAGUGCUAUUCGAUCAGAAGACAGGCAACAACAUAAUCCAAUGGCCUGUGGAAGAAGUGGAGAGCUUGAGAUUGGAGAGUAAUGAAUUUAAUGGCGUGCUCAUUGAACCUGGCUCCGUUGUCGAACUCAAAGUCGGCCCUGCUACACAGUUGGACAUAUUGGCAGAGUUUGAGCUAGAAGCGCUCGGGUCGGAGAAUGCUACCGUCUCUGAGGAAGGCUGUGGCGGCGGUGCAGUGGAGAGAAGUAGUUUAGGACCAUUUGGGCUACUGGUUUUGGCUCAUGAAUCGCUUUCGGAGCUUACUCCUAUUUAUUUCAACGUUGCUAAUUCAAGUAAAGGCAGUCGGGAGGCAUACUUCUGUGCCGACGAGAAAAGGUCAUCAAAGGCUCCUGAUGUUUUCAAACAAGUUUAUGGAAGCAAAAUUCCUGUUUUAGAGGGUGAAAAUUUCUCCAUGAGAGUGUUGGUGGAUCACUCAAUUGUGGAGAGUUUUGGACAAGGUGGAAGAAGAGUGAUAACAUCACGUAUUUAUCCAACAGAAGCAAUUUAUGGAGCAGCCAGGCUUUUCCUUUUCAACAAUGCAACAUCAGCCAAUGUGAAGGCCACUGUGAAAGUAUGGCAGCUCAAUUCUGCCUUCAUUCAACCAUUUUUUUGAAUCCAACUAUAAGCACUGUCAAGUCCCAUCAUUUGAGAUUUCACCUUUGCCCUACCUUUAGCCAUUGCUAGAGUUGCAGCUUUUGGCUAAAUUUGUAUCCAAUUGUUUGUAGUUUUUUAGCCAGUUCUCAAUCCUGUCAAAAUUAGUAGCUUUACUUUCCAAAUUUAUGGUUCCCAUUCAUUUUGUUCCUUCUUGGACAGUUUUGGAAAUCUGGUGCUCAAAAAUUUAUAUUUAAAUUGCAAUCGAUCUCAAUUUCUAUAUUGGUAUGACUUUGUAAA